Cannabis sativa is the source of this 867-nucleotide messenger RNA. RefSeq lists its product as uncharacterized. NCBI's taxonomy places the organism in Eukaryota, Viridiplantae, Streptophyta, Magnoliopsida, Rosales, Cannabaceae. Bases 1 to 867 code for a protein of 288 amino acids. The record is from RefSeq and is a predicted model, not a curated record. The transcript has a single exon.
AUGGAUAAGAGUUCGAUUUCUAAUAACAAUAGAUUGUCUGCCAAGUACAAUAAGGGAUUGCAAAAAUUCAUUAGAUUAUCAAGUAGUCAUCUGAAUGAGGAGAAUAAGAUUCGGUGCCCAUGUGUUAUGUGUAUGAAUUUAUACUUUCAUGACUUACAGACAAUUGAGCGUCAUAUCUACGUAAAAGGGUUUUAUACUCGAUAUGUUAACUGGGUACAUCACGGGGAAGAUAUUUUAGAAGAAAGUGAUCAUGAUAAUGAUGAUGCUACUGAUGUCGAAGAUUUCAGUGAUAUUGGCGAUAAUAAUAAUGACAUUGACCAUGAUGACAAUGAUGAUAUGAUCCCAGCAAUUGAAGACUUGGCUCAAGAAGUUCCUACACAUAAUGCUUCUGAGAAUUUUGAGGAUUCAAGUCAUAAGGAGAAAUGGAAAAACUUCCAUAACUUAUUUGAUGAAGUAGAAAAAGAAUUGUAUCCUGGAUGUACAAAGUUUUCAAGUUUGACUUUCAUGGUUAAGCUAAUGCAUAUAAAAGUAUUGACUAGCUUGAGUAUUAAAGGCUUCGACAUGAUUCUUGAGCUUCUUAAGGAUGCAUUUCCUGAUGAUAACAAAAUCCCAAAUUCUUAUUAUGAGGUUAAGAAAAUAUUGAGUGGUCUUGGUUUAGAGUGCGAAACAAUAGAUGUAUGUAAGGAUGAUUGUUGUUUGUACUGGAAAAACAAUAAAGAUGCUACAAAUUGUCCUAUAUGUGGUCAUGAAAGAUAUGAGUACCAAGGAACUAAAGGAAAAAAAAUACCACAUAAAAAGAUGCAUUAUUUUCCAAUAACUCCCCGUUUACAACGACUUUUUAUGUCAAGACACACGCGGCGGAUAUGA